AUGAGCUUGCCUCGCAUACUGAAGCAGGCGCCUCGGUGCGGCCAGUGUGCUCCAGCUUCUGAACCACAUUUUACACCAUCUUCCCAAAAAUUCACGAAGUCGAUCCGAUCUCGGCAUCGUAGCUUUGCUUCACAAUCCGGCAGUAAUUCCUCACGACCGUUAUGUCUCGGCAAAGGCGCCACUCGUGGCUUGUCUGCAGCUUCUGCAGCUCUUGCUAGAAAAAAGGCCAUUGACAGAGACUUUAUUGUCUCAGUCUUGGAGGUCUCGGCAACGAAGCGUGAUGCCAAAGGCUACCUUCAGAAAUAUACGAGCAAGAAUCCGAAGUCGGUUGCUGAUGUGCCUUUGUUCGUGCAAGGUGAUCCUCAACAAGAGACGGCGUCCGAAGCUCAGAAACCUCCGCACGUUGCUAUCAUGAAGCUGCGUGUGCCCCAAGAAAUCGACGCCGAAACCCUUGCUGGAGUAGCGAACACGCUCUCCCAAUUGCGCAAGCUCGGACUCUUGAGCGUGGUUGUGAUCGACUGUGGCAUUGAUGAAUCUCGCAUGACUUUUCAAGACGAGGCUUUUCGCCUUUGCGAAGCUAUUGAUAGCUUCGGAGAUAUUGGAGCUCGCGUGGUAAAAAAUGCGCUUGUGUGUGUUGAGACCCCUAAGCAGAACGGUAUAUCGCAGGCGUCUUCACCAACAGACAUUCGAGUCGAAGACCCGGGCUUUCUGGACCACAUUUUACAUCAUAAGAUGCUGCCAGUCAUUCCUUCGGUUGUCAGCCGUGAUGUGACUCGGCCGCCUCAGCCUGUCGACUCAAAUCAAAUCGUGCUAGCUCUUACCAGAUACUUCGCAGGUUUACAGUUCAAAACCACUGCCAGUUCUGCCGAAGCAAAAUCGUCUUCCCCCGAGCCUAUUGCUCUGGUAGAAAGGAUCAUUCUUCUUGACCCGCUUGGAGCAACACCGAUGACAGGUAGACCAGGAGGUUCUCACCGAUUCAUCAACCUGGAGCAGGAAUAUGAGCCAAUUCUUAAACAGCUCAUGGGUCCAGAUGGAUCUCCUAUAGGGGACGACGAGAACCUUCGCGCCUCAAUCACCGCACACGCUGCUAAUCUGGCCCUUGCCAAAGAUGCAUUGGCAAUGCUACCGCAUACGUCGUCAGCUCUCAUUACUACGCCUAAUGCUGCGGCAAAUCUUGUCAACACUUCUUUCGAACCCGACGUAGAGGUCGAGUCAAGCUCUUCUUUCCAGAUUGGCGGUUUGGUUACCACUCGGCGUAAGAAGAACCCGCUGUUACACAACCUCCUCACAGACAAACCUGUUUUUUCAUCGUCAUUACCAAUGGCACGCGCUCCAACCAAUUCCGGCAAGGAACAGGCUGUUGGGAUAUCUGUUGGCUCAACUCUGCUUAAGAGGGGUAUGCCUCUUCGUUUGUUUCCACAUCCUCGUGAGAACCCAUGGCAUCCACCUCGGCCUGGAGGCCCUCGGCUACGUUUGACCGACUCAUGUAUCGACCUUCCUCGACUAGUUCAUUUGAUCGAAGAUUCUUUUGGCAGGAAACUAGACGUCGAGGAUUAUCUCGCGCGAGUGAACGAAAAUUUGGCAGGCGUCAUUAUUGCUGGAGAAUAUGAAGGAGGGGCCAUCUUGACCUGGGAGAAACCUGAAGGCUUAGACGACCAAACUGCAUACGAGCAAGGCCGUUACGUUCCCUAUCUGGACAAGUUUGCCGUUCUUAGAAAGAGUCAAGGCAGCGGUGGUUGUGCCGACAUUGUGUUCAACGCUAUGGUGCGGGGCUGUCUUCCUGACGGUGUAUCAUGGCGAAGCCGAAAAGACAACCCCGUGAACAAGUGGUAUUUUGAGCGAUCUAUAGGAACUAGCAAACUGUCUGGCUGCAACUGGACCAUGUUUUGGACAACACCGAACUUGGAUAUGCAAAGUCCUGUUUUGCAAGACUACGAGUCUGUAUGCAGGGGAGUCGAGCCAUCAUGGGCAGAUAAUAAACAUAUCUUGGAUUGA
This is a messenger RNA of Fusarium sp. VM40, 1995 nucleotides long. Lineage: Eukaryota; Fungi; Ascomycota; Sordariomycetes; Hypocreales; Nectriaceae. The record is from the annotation of a GenBank genome assembly.